Messenger RNA from Python bivittatus (Burmese python), 4109 nucleotides. RefSeq names its product immunoglobulin like domain containing receptor 2 (gene ILDR2). The record is from RefSeq and is a predicted model, not a curated record. Gene Ontology annotation, cellular component: membrane. Gene Ontology annotation, biological process: pancreas development. NCBI's taxonomy places the organism in Eukaryota, Metazoa, Chordata, Lepidosauria, Squamata, Pythonidae.
ACCUGCAGAUAACGGAAAGAACUCUUCUAUGUGCCAGUUUAUUCAAAACAAGGAGCUUUAUUUACUUUCUGGCUCUGCUUCCUUCCCCGCUGUUGUUGUUGUUCUGCCUGGACAGACCCCAAGAUGGACAGGGUCUUACUGGGCUGGACCACUUUCCUGUGGAUGACAGUGUGAAGUGGUGAUUACAGGCAGAGGUCAUGUGAUGUCCAGUUGCUGGCACAGGCAUAAUGGUGGCACCCUGCUGUGACUGAAGCGGUGCAUGUCAAGGUGCCUGAGAAGAAACAGGUAGCCAUGCUCUUUCAACCAGUUGUGCUUCGAUGCCACUUUUCAACUUCUUCCACGCAACCAGCUGUGGUGCAAUGGAAGUUCAAAUCCUAUUGCCAAGACCGCAUGGGAGAAGCUCUGGGAGUUGUUUCUGCAGGGAUCCAGGCAAUAAACAAGAGGAACUUGGAAUGGGAUCCCUACUUGGACUGUGUGGAUAGUAGGAGAACAGUCCGCAUUGUGGCAUCCAAACAGGGGUCGGUGGUCACGACUGGAGAGUUCUACAAAGGAAGAGAAAUCUCCAUUCUCCAUGAUGCAGACCUCCGGAUUGGAAAAUUGAUGUGGGGAGACAGUGGAUUGUAUUACUGCCUUGUCAUUACACCUGAUGACGUAGAGGGCAAGAAUGAGGAGUCAGUGGAGCUACUUGUUCUGGGCAGGACAGGGAUGCUUGCUGGUCUCUUACCCAAUUUUGCUGUGGAGAUUAUGUCAGAGUGGAUGUUUGUGGGCUUGGUGAUCGUGGGGGCUUUCCUUUUCUUUCUCUUAGUUGGGAUCUGCUGGUGCCAAUGCUGUCCUCAUAACUGCUGCUGUUACAUUCGUUGCCCUUGCUGUCCAGAUACCUGCUGCUGCCCACGGGCAUUGUAUGAAGCAGGAAAAGCUGCAAAGGCUGGAUAUCCUCCAGCGGUCACAUCAAUCCCAGGACCAUACUGUAUCCCUACUGUUUUGGGAAGUGGAGUUCCAUCUCACGCUGUCCUUAUGGAGAAGUCACAUCUACCUCCCUUGGCACCAAGUGAAUCAGGCGCAGGAGGACAAAGUGUGCACAAGGGUUACCGAAUACAAGCUGACAAAGACAGAGAUUCUAUGAAGGUGCUAUACUAUGUUGAGAAAGAAUUGGCUCAGUUUGACCCAGCCAGAAGGAUGCGAGAGAGAUAUAGUAACACCAUCUCAGAGCUCAGUUCUUUGCAUGAUGAGGGUGCCAACUUCCGCCAGUCUUACCGUCAGGUGUGCAGGAAAGCACUUCCUCCUUCAGGAGACAUGGAUGGUGAUGCUGAGUACUGGACAGGGGUUGUCAGUGGAGGUGGUACAUCUAGGCCACAAACACGUUCUGAUUACAGGGAAGACAGGGGCAGCUUCAGAAUGAGCCAGCAGAGAUCAAAGUCAGAAAUGCUUUCAAGAAAGAGUUUUUCUAUGGGAGUACCAGCUGUCUCCAUGGAUGAACUAGCAGCCUUUGCUGAAUCUUACAGUCAGCAGGUCCAUCGGACUGAGGCGAGUCAGGAGCCACGGCACUUUGAGAGAUCAGGAUCACGUGGAGGGCCAGUACAGCAUCUGGAGAAUUCAGAUGAUUUUUAUAGCAAACGCAGGGGAGGAAACCGUGAGCCAGUAACGGAUGCAGAUCGGAGUUGGAGAUACAGCCCACCCAGGAGACGUACCCAUGAAGAGAAACACUUGCCUAGGCUAGUGUGUCGGACACCUGGAGGGAGCCAGAAGUAUGAUCACUCCUACCUCACUAGUGCCCUCGAAAGGAAGUCACGAAGCUAUGAUGAGAGUGGUGAACAUAGUGAGACACCUUCAAAGUUCAGCUCACAAUCCAGCCAAAGGGGAGGAACUUACUAUGCUUGGUCACCACCAUCAACUUACAAAGCAGAACAGCAGCAGGAGCAGCAACCUCCACAGCAAGAGGAAGGAGAAGAUACUCUGCCACCAUACAGUGAGAGGGAGUUGAGCCGGGGUUCUUCAUACAAAAACAGAGAACAAUCUAACUUCAAUUCAUCAGAGAAGAAGAGGAAAAAAGAUCCCCCCAAAACAAAUGAAUUCCCAACAAGGAUGUCCCUUGUGGUUUGAUGUUGUUGUAGAAGAGUUGUCUUAAUGGACUUGGAAAACAGAAGCAGAGUCAUGGAAGCUUAAAGGAAUGCUUUCAUAGGGCACAUUCAAAGAUUUGUAUGUUUCACCUUGUGAACUGAGAUCUUAUGUCACAGCCAGUUCCAACCAGCUGCUCUCAUGCAGUUGAUGGACUAACCCCUUGGAAAGGAACAGCUCACUCCACCAGGAAAUGAAACACAGAGGUUUCUUUUGGCAAGUUUGUCCUCUGAUGUCUUUCUGCAAAGGUGCUGUCUUUGUAAUUUUAUCUUGAACCUUCUCUGGAACACUUGCAGUAUUAUAGAAGCUACUUCAAUGUAUAAUAGAAUUUUGGUCUUCUGAUAUGACAGACUUCCCACAUGCACUGGAUCCUAUGUUUCGCAGGAAAGGUUGCCACAGGCUCAGAAAGUUUUCACCAUUUCUCCGCUGUCUCACAUACAGAUGUAAUAAAGACUUCAUAUAAUACUAGGCGACUGUUGUAAUUUAAGAAAUAAGUUUUCAAGAAAAUCUGGAAAAGGAAAUCUUUAUCCUUUUGGAAAUGUCCUGAAACAGAGAUGUGGGGCAUUGGACUAUGAAGGGCAAAAUAGCAAUGUAUGACGUUUGGGAGUUUGUUUUCUUAAUGUCCUGUUCAUUCAGUAAUGGGAGAUGCCAGUGAGAUUAAUGUUUUGUUUUGAAAGUGAAACUCAAUAUAUUUUGCUGUAAUGAAAACGUUCCAUGUUAUUUUGCUAUUGUCUGAUAUGAUGUAUCAGCAUUGCCUUACUGAUAAAGUAUAGCCAUAAAAGGCUUCAGCUGGGGUUGCUGAAUGGUCCUAUCAUAAGUUGAGCUCAUGCUGACAAGACUCUUUGGACAAUUAUCAUUGUUUUAGAAAAGCAAUCAGGAAGAAACAAUAAAACUAGAAAGAGAAAAUUGGGAUGCAAUGAAAACACGCACACACAAAUAUAUACAUUCAGAGAGAAAGUGAAAACAAUAUUUGCAUGUAAAUCUCUGUCUCUCUUUCUCUCUCUUUCUCAUGUUUUUAUUCUUAUACACAGACCAGUAUUACUUUGUGGUUGUUAUUACUGGCUGAGACUAAUCUAAAAGCAAUAGGAAAAAAAAAACCCUAAAAAAAAAAGCUGGAUAAACACCAGCAUUAAGAACUAUUUCAUGUUUUUAUUUUUUAUUUUUCCUUUUCAUAAAGCAUUAAUAGACUAACAGUCAGGUGGCAAUAUUAGCAGCUUGAAGAACUGUUGAGUUUGGUUUCUCUUGUAUGAAGUUGUAGGUAUUAAGAAAUUUAAACUUUAAAAGCCCUCAACACUCCCCCCCCAUGCAUAUUUUUCAUGUGGAACAUUUUCUACAUAAAUAAAUGAAAAAUAAAAGUUUUUAAAAUGUUAAAAAGUAAAAUGUCUGAAGUCUUGCAAGAUCUCAUGUGAAGACCCAGAAUUCUUGAUACAUUUGCCUAACUUAUGAAACUUUGGCCAUUUUUAAUUUUUUUAUGAUUAAAUUAGGGUUAUCGUGUAGUAUUGCAGAAGCUAUAUUGUUACUUAACCUUCCUAAGUUAACAAAUAACAGCAAGGAUUCCUGUUUUAGUUGGUAUCCUAACAUAAGCCACCUUAUUUUAAGUGAGAUCACUAGCUAGACAGUUUGAUUUAUAUUCUGAAAGGUAAUUUUUUUUUUCUUGGUCAGGCAAUUCCUUACUAAGCUUCAUCAAGAUAUCAACAUCUUCAGAAGAUAUUUCAGAGUUGGCAGAAAACCAUUACAUUGUUUCUUAGCUGUACAAAUACUAGGAAAUUUCUUGUUAACAUCUUUGUGGUAAAAAAAUUACAUUGGGCAUACAGAUGAAAAAAACAGACCGCUAUAGUCAUUCACAAACUGAUGCCCACCACAUUCUUGAGUCUUUAAGUCCAAGGUCAAGCAGCAUAAUCUGGCACUCCAGAAGUGUUAGUUCAUCAUAAUGGAAAGUCAUCAGCUUGGGGUAAGCUUAGACUAUACAGUAACAUUUUAGAUAUAGACUAAUA